AAAGCCUCUCUCUCUCUCUCUCUCUCUCUCCUCUCUCUUUCUCUCUCAUCAGUUCUUUCUCUCUGGUUUAGGGUUUCCUCUUUCGCUCUGUAAUUAUCCUUUCCCUAUUAUCUCUGUUUUCAUGGUACAAGGAGGAGGAGAAUGUCGCUGAUGAGCCUUCGUCUUCGCUGUAGAUUCUUCAAUUCCCACCUCCAGCUACUUUCUAGGUCAACCAUGGCGUAAAAUCGGCCUUUUCUUUUCUAUUUUCUUCCUGUGGUGGCAGUACUGGUAUAGAAAUGUACCAUGUUCCAGAACACGGAACUGAUGAGAAUUUAAUGAUUCAAAGUAUGGAACCAAACAUGCAUUUGACUAGUCCAUUCGAACAAGUUGAAGCUAUGUACAGCGAAGGAGCCCCCGAGUUUGUUGUUGAUCAGGGCUUGUUUUAUCCCGCUGCCACCAGCUAUGGAUAUUACUGUACAGGAUUCGAGUCACCCGGAGAAUGGGAGGACCACAAUAGAGUUUUUGGUGUAGAUGGUCCCGAUAUCCAGUACACGGGUGCACAAAGUGAAAGUUUGCCUUAUGUAUAUUAUACACCUACCUAUGGAUAUGCACAGUCUCCAUACAACCCAUACAAUCCUUACAUCCCUGGUGCUAUGAUAGGAGUUGAUGGCCCUUCUGUAGGGGCACAGCAGUACUAUUCCGUUGCCCCUUAUCAGAAUGCUGUUUCUUCACCGGCUUAUAUUCCAGUUGUGUUUCAACCAGACAUGAUUCCUAAUAGUUCUUCUGAAUCCCUGAUUGAUGCUGGAGCCUCAACUAAUAGGCCUGAUGGUAGAGGGUCAAAGCAUAGCUUAAGUUCAACUUCUGGAGCCUUUCCUAACUUUACGAAACCUACAUCACAUGCAAAGAAUUCAUUUACAAUGAUAUCAGAAGGGUCCAAAUCUAAUGCUGGACCAAGCAAGCAAGCUUCAGCAAAUGGAAGUGUUUCUACUGGUCGUUUUCCAUCUUCAGCUUCAUCACAUGUUUUUCAGGGUAGAAGUUCCUCUGGCUCAAUUCAAGCUGUAGACAAACUCCCAAAUGGAAAAAUUCCAACUCAUAAUAACCAGUUGAAAGUAGCUAUCCCUGGUACUAGUUUAUCUGACUUUGGAUCUAGUAAUCAUGGACGGGGUACAAUGGCUAAAGUCCAACCAAAAGUGCCUGUUGGCAGAUCCUUGAACGAUGCUAAUAGUGGCCUGGAUUCUUUGAGUGAACAGAAUCGGGGCCCCAGAAUCAACCGACCAAAAAAUGAAUUGCCUGUUAAAGCAUACACAUCCAGGGCAGGUGGUACUAAUGCACAAGAAAACAUUAUUAUUUAUACUGAUCAGUACAACAAGGAUGAUUUCCCAGUUGACUUUACAGACGCAAAGUUUUUUGUAAUAAAGUCUUACAGUGAGGAUGAUGUGCAUAAGAGCAUUAAAUAUAAUGUUUGGUCAUCUACGCCCCAUGGCAACAAGAAACUAAGUAGUGCUUAUGAAGAUGCUCAGAGAAUAGCUGCAGGGAAACCUAGAGGCUGUCCUAUCUUCCUUUUCUUCUCGGUUAAUGUGAGUGGUCAAUUCUGUGGUGUUGCUGAGAUGGUCGGUCCGGUUGACUUCAAUAAGGAUAUGGAUUUUUGGCAGCAAGAUAAAUGGAGUGGUAGCUUCCCUGUUAAGUGGCACAUUAUUAAAGACGUCGCUAACACCAGCUUAAGGCACAUCAUAUUGGAGAACAAUGAGAACAAACCAGUGACCAAUAGCAGGGAUACGCAGGAGAUCAUGUAUAAGAAAGGCCUUGAGAUGUUGAGAAUUUUCAAGAAUCACACACUGAAGACUUCUUUACUUGAUGACUUUGUGUACUACGAAAAUCGUCAGAAAAUUAUUCAGGAAGAGAAAGCCAGUUUACUUGUUAGGAGUUUUCACAGUCCAUUCUUUAUACCGGCAUUGGGUCCACCUCGCAAGCUGAACUGUGUUGUUGAGCUGCCUCCGAGUAAGGUAGAUAAUGCUUACAAACCUAGUUAUGAACCGAACAGCUCAAAGAAGACAGUUAUCACUGCAUCAGAGCAGGCUUCUUCUCAGUCUAAUAUCACCAACACAAACAUAAGAAAUGAACAUCCUGAUAAAGGUGGUGUCGAAGCAAAAGACGAUGCAUCUACCUUUAAAAUCGGUUCAUUGAGUAUCAACCCGAAGGCUUCUGAUCUUAUAUCUUCAGUUGGCACCACCAGCACUGUUGCUGCUAGUACAGAACCUUUCAGUGUCACAGUUGGCUCAGUACCUCUUAAAUUUAAUGGGGCUUCUGAAUCUUCCGGUAUUUUAACAGUUGGGACUAUUCCGCUCGAUCCGAGGGCCUUACUAUUUGAUAAAGGAGGAGGUGGUGCACUUGCCAAAAGGGGUUCUCAACAGAAAUGAUGCAGAGUUUUUUCACAACUUUUAACAUUUUAUGGAAGUUAUUUUGUUUUUGUGUUUUCUGCAGGGUCAAUGGAAAUGGAAAUCUGAGUGUAAUCAUACUUACUCAGACAUAGUUAUAGGCAAGGGUAAAACUGAAAUACUGAGUUUGACAUUCCUUUUUUUGUUUUUUAUUUUUAUUUUUGGGUCCUCCUGUUUGUUUUUUUUUUUUUUUUUGCUUCAGUUGUUUCUUUCUUUCUGGUCCAGACUGACACCGAUGAUGUUUUUCUUGACCUUUUUUUUUCUUUUUUGGGGAGGGCCUUUGUUGCCUCUGAUAUCAAAGUGGAAAUACACAUGUUCUUAUCUUUUCUUCACCAAA
Molecule: messenger RNA, 2751 nt
Organism: Morus notabilis
Lineage: Eukaryota; Viridiplantae; Streptophyta; Magnoliopsida; Rosales; Moraceae
Product: YTH domain-containing family protein 2
Exons: 8
Coding region: 276-2396 (706 amino acids)
Biological process (GO): mRNA destabilization
Cellular component (GO): cytoplasm
Molecular function (GO): mRNA binding
Source: RefSeq, a predicted model, not a curated record